Molecule: messenger RNA, 1432 nt
Organism: Cuscuta europaea
Lineage: Eukaryota; Viridiplantae; Streptophyta; Magnoliopsida; Solanales; Convolvulaceae
Source: the annotation of a GenBank genome assembly
GCCAACCCGAAUAUUGCAAACCCUUUCAUUCUCUUCUCCUAUGAAUACACCUCGCACCACCACCAUUUUAGCUCUCUUUUAGCCAACACAAGAAACAACUCUCGCCUUCCGACUUUCACUCUGCUCCACACGCCGCCGCCUGCCGACCUUCACUUUCUCUCUCUACCCAGCGCGCCACGCUUAGAUCUUGGAUCUGUGAAGGCUUAGGUCGAGGAGAAAGGAGGCGAGGAAAGGAAAAAAAUGAUGAUGAUGAGGGCUUCAAGGGGAGUAGACGCUGCUCUCUCCAGCGGCGUCGCUUGCCCCAAACCCCGCAGAGUCGGUGGAUUCUUCAAUUCGCCCUCUGGUUUUGAUGCCAUUCAGUCCAUCAAACCUUCCUGCUAUCUGCAGUUCGGUCAGCAGAUGGAGGCUUGUGAUUCGGAAUCUGGAACUGAACUGCUGGACUUCAUCCUUACCAAGGGGGCUUGCAGUUAUGGUGAAGGCAGGGCCAGUUUCCAGACAGAUUCAUCGCCUCCUCCAUUUUUCUCAGGAACACCACCAAGCAGGGCUUCUAAUCCUCUAAUUCAAGAUGCCCAAUUUGGGCAUGAUUUUUUUGACCCGUUAACACAAACUCUAGAAGCUAUAGCACCACCACCACCAUCGUCUCCACCACCACUACCCUCUCCCGCCCGUAAAAACAGCGGGGGAGGGUGUGGUAUGAAAUUUGGGAACAAACCGGCUCCGGUAAGGAUUGAAGGGUUCAAUUGUGGAAGGAACUGCAGCAUCUCUGCAGUAGCCUAGAGGAAAGGUUGCAGAACAAGUCAUAGAUUUUUUGGAGGUGAGAAUCAAAAGAACCUAAAACUAAUGCACUUAGUUUUAGCUUGUAUAUAUAGCGAGAUGAGAGUCAUUGACAAUUAUUACGAGUUUUUCAUUGAAGAGUCAGGGUCUUGAUGUGCAUAUGUAAUGAGUUAAUGAUGAGUUGAUGGGAGGUGAAAUAUUCAUCAAACAAUACAAUAAUAAUUACCAAGAGGAGGAAGAAAGGAUGGGGAAAUAUACUACCACUCUUUUUUCCAUUCAACUUUGGACAUUGUUAUGUUAGGGUAUUUUUUUUUGUUUCUACCACAGGACAAGACUUGGUUUGGGAGUUUUCUUGAGGGCGAAGACUUGAGAGCGCUUCUAUCUUGUAACAUUGUUACUCUUCAUUACCUUCACUGUAAUUGUAAUAUGAAGGAAAGGAGACCAAUGUUCUUUUUCACUUUCUGGUGUAGCAAUAUAUAUAAUAAUGUACUUUCUAUGGAGUAUUUUGUGCUGCCGAGUGCCAACAGUUGUUGAUAAUUAUCCUGUGUAUAAUCGAUGGAUCACGUUGAUGUAGUUAAUUUGUCCACUCUUUGGAAAUAAAACAUUGCAAACACUUGUUGUACGAUUUUCACGAAGACAUACGGAGUAUCAUUUCCAC